UUCAAUGUGUACAAUAAAUCAACAUCUUAAUUCACUAUUUACUCAGUUAUCAGCACAAUCUCUCAAAACGGCGACAAGUAAAGAAACCAGGAAUUGAAAAAUUUAUUACCCAACUGACUCGGGAUAAGAAUAAGAAUAAGAAAAUAUUUUCUGGCGAUCAAAAAUAUCUAUUAACUUGAAACACUGUGUUAUUGUGAUCUUGUAUUUUGACCAUCCACUGCCCCUUUUUGAAUCGUAGAGCCUUACUAAUUAAUCUCUCUUGAUUAACUCAUUAGAUAAAUCAUCAUAUCCACCAUAAAAUGAAAUGCCGAGUUUAAAUAGAUUCCUAUUUAGACAAUGAUUGGUUUGAUAUUAUUUUCAUUUAUUUUCAUCCACAGCAAUCUUGGUCAAAGAUGUACUACGGAUAUUUUUAUUGACUCUAUGUUUACAUUCAGACACUAUGAUCCGAAAAAGUUAAUGGCUGUAAAAAUGAUUACAUAUGGUGAUAAUUCAUCUAUUUCUUGUUUAAUUACAAACCAAACAAAAGAUGAAUUCAAGAUAAGUUUAAAGAAGCAUUUUGAAUGGUUUUUCAGGCCGCUCUUUCAAGUUGAAAGCAAAGAUAAAAAAGUUAAAAUACGUAAAAAAAUCGAUUUAACGAAAACCAAUAAGACAAUCUAUGCUACAGGAUCGUGUAAUGAGUUACAAAUGUAUCGUUUCGGUCCAGACGCUGUUGGUAUUUACAGUUGUAAACCAAAGGACGGUUUGUUCAGUAGGAAAUAUGACAAACAUGUUCAAGUGGAAAUUUUUGUUGAUGGUGAACUUAUUGGACCAGACACUGGGUGUCCCGAAAAUUUAACCCUAAUCCCUACAUCUAAUAAGAAUCUCAUGCCACCCAAUUUUUUGAAUCAUUUCAAAGCGAAGCAAAAUCGCUCCCUCCAUAUUAAACGCCAUGAAGGUGUUGAAUCAACCCAAUUUUAUGUGCCAUCUUUAGAGCAGGAUUGCACUCCUUGUUUUAGUCUUAAAGAUCCAAUCGACAAGACAGGAAUUCUGGUAGAAAGAAAUUCUUGUGUUCAAGGAUAUUUCGUUAUAAGAACAGAGCAUUUUGGAACAAACACAUUGGAAAAACGUUAUUUUACAUCAUUUCAUUCAUGUGAGAUUUUGCGGGAUGAAGUUUACUAUUCGAACAGGCCGACUUGUUUAAAUGAAUCAAUUUGUGUGCCUGAAUUAUGUUCAUUGCCUAUUGACGUGAAACCAAUUGAUUUGUCUAAAAAUUUUUCAGUAAACUUUAAGGUUAAAAAAAGCAAAAAAUUCGAAAUUGAUCCAAAUGCUCUCAAUAUUGCCAGUUAUAUCGAGGAACCUGAAGGGUAUAACAUUGAAAUGCAAUGUCCAAUGAUCAAUGCCACUGAUCCCAAAGAAAAAGGCAGGGUUCGUUGGUACAAGUGUAACCAGGUGUGUAUCAAGAUAACCAAGAGUCAACGACAAUUCAUCAGAUACCAUAUGAAACAGUCAGACAAAACCAUCAGAAUAUAUAAACUUCAAGCCAAUGAUACUGCCAAAUUUGCAUGUGUUAGACAUAAAAUAAUUUUGGGUGCUUUGAGUUUGGUAGUUACACCUCCACUUGGUUAUUUCGAUGUUCGAAGUCCUAUCGGAUCGAUGUUUGCGUCAACAUUUUUUGUAUAUUUUGUUUAUACAGUCUUUUGCAUUUUUCGCAUCUCGGGAAAAAAUAUUGCAGCAAAGAUGAAAAAUAAGACGCAAAAUAAGGGAGAUCAUAAGCGAAUCAAAUAUAAAAAGUUGCCUAAAAAUUCAUGAUACAAACUUGAAUGAAAAAUGAAUAAAUAAAGACAAAAAUUUCCAAUGAAUUUUUAUCUUACCAACCGACAAAAUAAUAACACGCAGAAGUAAGAAGGCCAAAUUCAAAAUUAAUCUGAAACUGAAAGCCAUAAGCGCUUUAAAAUUUUAAGAAGCUUAACUGAUUGAUCAUAAAAGACAUAAGAAACGAAUUGAGUUUUGUCAUUUCUAGUUUCACUACCGACAUAAACAUGUCUAUUUACAAUAAUGUUUUAUUCAGUGUUGCCAGAGCUUCAGCUCCGGAGUUCAUCAGUUUAGUAACACCGACUUUCAACGCUCUGGUUGUUCCUUCAGUCACUUUUAUCAUCUCAAUUAUUGGAAGUUUAAUUACACUGCAAUCUGGAGCGAAAGACAUGGCCUUACAGUACAAUCGGUUCAUCAAUGGAUCUGGUUACAAUUCAAGUGUUCACAAUCUCUCCCGUUUUAAAAUAUUGGAUUUGAUUUUUGAUGAAUUUGGUCUGAAUGGUUCAAAUUGUGAUGAAGAGUUUGCUUGUGAAAUUGGUCGCAUCACAAGUGAAAAUGCUCCUUUGGUGAAAUUCCUGGCUUCGAAAGUUUGGAGUAAUUCAACCCAAUUGGACAGGAAUCAAUUCUUGACAAGACGCGAAAAGGUUUUUAUUCACAGUUUAUUGCAGCCUCAAGAAUGUAAGAAGACAAAUUACAAUUGUGGAAUCUUACAAGAAAUGAACAAAACUGUAACAAGAAUGAGGGAUCAAAUGCUUUCGGCAAUAACAACCACAACAACACCAGCUCCAGUCCAGCCCAGGUCAAGAUUCGGAUUGAGUUUCGAUCUGAAAAAUUACUUGGAAAUAUUGAAUGAAAUCAUCGAAAAAUAAUGCUCCAUUUUAAUCCGUAUUUCCAUAGAGCAUAACAGUCUUCACCUUCAGCAUGAGCUUCAACUUUGGGACGUUUAUUUUUGCU
Tetranychus urticae (two-spotted spider mite) is the source of this 2745-nucleotide messenger RNA. RefSeq lists its product as uncharacterized. Lineage: Eukaryota; Metazoa; Arthropoda; Arachnida; Trombidiformes; Tetranychidae. The record is from RefSeq and is a predicted model, not a curated record.